AAACGAAUCUUGGCUUAACUCGUUAAGUGUUUCUGACCAAGUUGUGACUGACAGGCGCGGGACCAGCUGUCAAGCUGUAUCAAUGCUCCUCCUUUCGGAGCUCGCCGGUGGAAGAAAAACUUAAAACAGCCCUGCACGUCCCGUGUCUCUCCAGGUCCGGGUAAUGGUACGUUAACUAUAAGAGGAAAACUGGCUUCCUCCUUUGACGAUGUUAAUUCGUUCAUGACGGAACAGCGAAGGAAAUCGCGCUCACUUCAUUAUAUACUGAGUGUUCGGGAGCGUUUAUGAAGCGAAAGCCCCCGAUUCGUCCCCGGGCAAAAGAGGGCGGUUCCGGUUUUGAGUUCUCCAAAGUCUGGGGUAGGGGAGGCGAAAUAUAAGUUGAAACUUUUCUAAAGAAAAAAAAAAAAAAAGUCAGGACGUAACGCGAAUAGGCUGGGAAUGGAGAGUCCGGCCAAGCCGGGCGAUGAAAACUCAAAAGAGCAAGCCGCUACGUUGCUGGGAUCCCGUGGAUCGGAUCGGAGUGCCAGCGCAAAAAGGAAAAAGUCAAACAACUUAAAAAUCAUAAUUGUGGUGCUGCUCUUGCUGUUGCUGAUCGUGGUCCUGGUGGCGGUGUUCGUGCUGAAGCAGCGCUGCUCUCCGGAAGUGAGCAGCUGCAGACGGAGGUGCUCCUCGGACCGGGGGGGCGGAGCCGGGGAGUGUCGCUGUGACCCCGCCUGUGUGAAGGAGGGAACCUGCUGUCUGGACUACCAGGAGGUGUGCGUGGCCCCAACGCUUCACUGGGUCUGCAGCAAGUUCCGCUGCGGGGAGGAGAGGCUCGCCGGGAGUCUGUGCUCCUGCUCGGAUGACUGCCCCGGCGUGGGGGACUGCUGCUCAAACUACGCGAACAUGUGCCAAGGAGACCGACACUGGGUGGAGCAGCCAUGCGAGGACAUGGAGUCUCCACAGUGUCCCGCUGGAUUUUCCAGACCACCCCUGAUCCUGGUGUCUCUGGAUGGUUUCCGCGCUGGUUAUCUAGAGGCCUACAGCGGCCUAUUACCCGUCAUCAGCAAGCUGAAAAAUUGUGGUACCUCCACCCCACACAUGAGACCUGUGUACCCCUCAAAGACUUUCCCCAAUCAUUACACCAUAGUUACGGGCCUCUAUCCAGAGUCUCACGGCAUUGUGGACAACAAGAUGUACGACGUCGAGCACAACGCCUCUUUCAGUCUCAGGUCGGAAGAAAAAUUCAGCGAGAAGUGGUACCAGGGAGAACCGGUGUGGAUCACAGCCAUGCGCCAUAACCUGAGAUCCGGAACCUUCUUCUGGCCCGGCUCUGAUGUAGCAAUCCGCGGGACCUACCCCAACUACUACAGACUCUACGACAGGAGUAUCCCGUUUGAGAAGAGAAUCAUGACAAUAUUAGAGUGGCUGGAUUUACCUGAGGGGACCAGGCCUGAUUUCUACACCCUUUAUCUGGAGGAACCGGAUAGCGCAGGACACCGCUAUGGACCAAUGAGCAGCCAGGUGAUCGAGGCCCUGCAGAGAGUGGACCGGAUCCUGGGACUGCUGCUGGACGGACUCAAACAGAGGAACCUGCACAGGUGUACUAACCUGGUCGUCCUCUCCGAUCACGGCAUGGAGGAGGCCUCCUGCCUGAAGGCCGUGUACGUGUCCUCGCUCCAGGACAACGUCGACGACUUCACCGUCGUCCCGGGCCCGGCCGCCAGGGUUCGGCCCAAGAAACUUCCGGAAGGUUUUUACACAUUCGACUAUGAGUCGUUGGUGAAGAACUUGUCGUGCAAGAACCCGGCCAUGAAGCCGUACAUGAAGAGGAACCUGCCCAAACGUCUCCACUUCGCCAACAACGUCCGGAUCGAGCCCGUGCACCUCUACAUGAAGGCCCAGUGGCAGGCCGCCCUGAAGCCGGGAGAUAUGAAGUACUGUACUGGAGGAUUCCACGGCUCAGAUAAUCAGUUCAGAAACAUGCAGGCGAUAUUCAUGGGCUACGGACCCGGCAUAAACUCCAGGACUGUGGUGCCGCCGUUUGAGAGCAUUGAAGUGUACAACCUCCUGUGUGAUUUAUUGGGGGUCCCCCCGGCCCCUAACAACGGGACCCGGGGGAGGCUGAACCCCGUCCUGAGGAGGCCGCAGCACAGCCCCGUGUACCCCACAGAGCAGUCCCCCCCCACCGCCUGCACCGCCAGCGCCCCCACCCCCACCGACACCCUGGGCUGCAGCUGCCCCUCAGUGCCCAGGGAACAGGAGGAGCUGCUGAACCAGAAGCUGAUUAAUGCGAGUUCUGAUCCCUCCCUGAAGUCUCUCCACCUGCCGUACGGAGCACCGCGGGUUCUGCUGAAGAACGCGCGGUUCUGCGUUCUGCGUCACCGUGACUACCUGAACGGAUACAGCGCCGACCUGCGGCAGCCCCUGUGGGUGGCCUACUCCCUGGACCGCGCCCUGGGUGACGCUGCGCCCCAGUGGCCGGACAGUGGCAACUGUGUCCGCGCGGACGUGCGUAUCCCGGCAACGGCCAAUCAGACCUGCCAUGAGGCCUCCAGGACCAUGGGCUUCCUGCACCCGCCCAAUUUGGGAGCGCAGUCUGACUCUUUACUCACAAGCAACAUGGUGCCAAUGUACCCUUCUUUUAUAGAUGUUUGGGCUCACAUCCAUAAUGUGGUAGUGCAGAAGUACCUCGGAGAGAGGAACGGGGUGAACGUCAUGAGUGGGCCCAUAUUCGAUGUGGACUACGACGGGAACUACGACACCCUAGACACGUCCAGAAUGCGUGAGGCCCCGAUCCCCACACACUUCUUCCUGGUCCUGACCAGCUGCCGAAACUCCUCCUUCCCGCCGCAGGAGUGCCAGGGCCCCCUGGAGGCCGUGUCCUUCAUCCUGCCCCACCAGCCGGACAACACGGAGGCCUGCCCUACUGGUUCAGACCUGCUCUGGGUGGAGCAGUGGAUGCAGUUCCAUGUGGCUCGGGUUCGAGACGUCGAGCUCCUCACUGGCCUCAGCUUCUACCAGAACCAGCUGUCAAUCACAGACACCUUACAGCUCAAGACCUACCUGCACACCUUCUGAUAGGCCCGCUCAACUCAGGAACCGCCCACAGAUGGAGGGAGAGACAAAAAGAAACGUAGGAGAAGAAGGACAGAAACACAUGAGUUCCUCUGGUUGAGAUUCAGCCUCUCUGUUCUGGGUAUUUACAGAGCUGACCAGGACCAUGUCUCCUCUCAAAACCAAAGAACGUCUGCGCCUCUCCUUCCUCUGAAAAGAGCGGCAGAAACCAGGGAAACACACACGCGUUGCCAUGACGAUCACAUUCAUAGUCCAACUGCCCAAGUGAAUUUUUAACGGAUGGGAUCAUUUUCCAGGAAACUGCGCCCAUUUCUAAAAUGUUUGUCACUUCUCUCCGCAAUGUUUGUAAAAACAAAUCUGGUGCUAAUUGGAAACUUGGCUGAAAUCGGAAAACACACGCAACCAAAAUGUUUAGUUAAAAACGUGAGCGAAGAACGAGAGCUCCAUCUCCAUCAAGUCUUUUAUUCCACAAUGGUCACCAUUCUUCGCCUUAAAACCCCACACAGCUCUUCACAGAAAAUAUGGGACAAACACACAGUACCACAAAAAAUGUGUUUUUGUGGCUUUUAUUAUGAUUUUAUUUUGUGGAUAUUGAUAUUAUCUUUGCACAGUGGAUAUUUUUGUAAUUAUUUUACAACUAUUAAAUUGAUUAAACGAAA
This is a messenger RNA of Conger conger (European conger), 3716 nucleotides long. It is a transcript of the gene enpp1, whose product is annotated as ectonucleotide pyrophosphatase/phosphodiesterase 1. Gene Ontology annotation, cellular component: cell surface. The record is from RefSeq and is a predicted model, not a curated record. Bases 439 to 3060 code for a protein of 873 amino acids. Lineage: Eukaryota; Metazoa; Chordata; Actinopteri; Anguilliformes; Congridae. Gene Ontology annotation, molecular function: nucleic acid binding; phosphodiesterase I activity; metal ion binding. The transcript is spliced from 25 exons. Gene Ontology annotation, biological process: ATP metabolic process; nucleoside triphosphate catabolic process; inorganic diphosphate transport.